AAAUCUUGCGUUUAUAUAAUUGUAUGAGUCAGUUAGGAAUUUUAUAGCGCUGGUCUGCGUUUCAGCACAUGUUGCGGUGAAAGGAAAUUAAAUUGUCGAUGCAUUAGCCAAAAAAGUGUUGGAGAAGGACAGAGCUGAAACUGAAGCCGGAAUGAAUUAUAAUGAAAAGUAGAAUAAAUGUGGAAAAGUGGGAAGGAGCAGUUAAAGGCAGAUACUUGUAUAUGAUUCAUAACAAUGUUAUCCCUUUUAAAUAGGUAAGAAAAAACCAGAGAAGAAGUAAUAUUAAGUAGGCUAAGGAUUGUAUUUAUAGGUCGACACGGAGAUGGAAAUUGUAAGAUGCGGCUCAAAGGAAACAACCAAGUGUUACUCCACUCUAUUCUGUAUAAAAAUCAAAGAUGAACACUAAAAUGAACACUAUCAUUAAAGCAUCUAAUCUGGGGGAAAACAACAACAGCACUGUUACAAGCAAGGAACUAAUGAAAUUUAGCAGAAACACGGGACUUUGGAAUUUAGUGUAUUAAAUGGAUAAAGGAGUUUUCCCUCCGCACAGGAGGUGGCGGUAAUAUACCAAGAGUAUUACCAAAGAAGAAGAAUUGCACACCUAUCUUGUUGCUUGGAGUCUUUUGAGUUUGUAAUCAUAACCUUUGAGGAAGUAUUUACGCUAAUAUCACCUCGCUCCAUGCAUUUAUUACCCCUUGGUUGAUAUUAGUCCAGGGGUUUUUACACGGUUUUCUCUUAAUGCAAUGACAGUUUUUCUAGUGACCACAAUGAAAAGUUUCAUCCAUCAGCUGGAAAUAACAAGCGCAACGCUUGCAACAUUGCUGUUAUGUGCCGGCGUUUUUGUUACAACAGCCUUAUUUGGGGUGAGCCCGGAGAUACUAUCAUUGCAGCCUGAUGGGCUGGCUCAUUUGAAAGUAUACAAGUUAUUGAGCUACACAUUCUUCCAUGCUGACAUUAACUCUUUAUUGUGUAAUAUUGUUAUACUCUGGUACUUUGGCAUCAGCUUGGAAAAAAGCGUGGGAACUGUGAAAUACUGUUAUUAUUUUGUCAUCUUCUCAGUUUUUCCUGGAUUACUUUGCAUUUUUUUGGAAUAUGUCUUAUAUGGACUGGAAGGAAAUGAAGAUCUUCAAGGACUCACGUCUGUGGUAUUUGCCAUGAUUGGCAUGUCAUCUGUUAAGUCGUCGAUGAGGAGAACUCUGUUUUUUGGGAUCAAUAUUCCAACAGUAGCAGUUCCUUGGCUUCUACUAAUAUUUGCUCUUGCUGUCCCAGGUUCCUCUUUCCUCUGCAAUGUCAGUAGUAUUAUUAUAGGAAAAAUCUAUGGUAAGGGAUUUUGUGUAUUGCUAGAUUUUUCUGAAGCAAAAGCGUCAUUGUUGGAUAAGAAAAUGCCUUUUCGAUUUUUACGAAAAUGGGAGAAGAUUGGGUACGUUCCCGCUUCCCUCAGUGAAAGGAGAUCUAUGCAACAGAAAAGAAUAAAUCCACGUCCAGGGCUAUACCCAACUCAAGCUUAUGCUCCUGUUCAAAACAAUCCUGUGCCGCACAGAACAGAUCCUUACUUCCAAGCACAUGGAGGCUGGGUGAACUCUGCUUCUCAUCAUUUUGCUGAGAGCUGGCAAAUGCCUUUACAUGGACGAGAUCCCAGGCAGCUUUACGAGUCAAGACACGGUCAAAUAGGAGCAGUAUGUUCUGAGCCAUCUGAGAUAAUUACACUCCAGAAGAAUCCUGUUAAAACUUCUGGACCAUUAUUCCCCGAUUUAAAUGCUCAACAAAGCACCUUCUAGAUCUGUACACUCUUCUUUGAAAAUAAUCCAUUGGAUUGAAUUCCAAAAAAGGGUUUCUAAAGUCUGGUGGUGUACAAGGACAAUUAUUUAAUGGAUUUCUUUCAAUGUGUGUUAAAAGCAGAUUAUUUCCUAAUUAUAUAAUUUUUUCCACAUCAAUUGAAAUCCUUUUUAUAUAAGCUUAAAGAAACAUUCUAAAUACUUAGUUUUUUAAAUAUGGAAUUUAUGUAUGGUUGGGGAAGUGAAGAUUUUUUUUUUAACUUUAAUAAUAUUUUUGUGUCUUAAAAGUCACUGGGAAGAUAUUUCAAUAACAGAUUUCUUAAUAAACAUUUACUUUGGUUAAAUGUU
Molecule: messenger RNA, 2123 nt
Organism: Polypterus senegalus (gray bichir)
Lineage: Eukaryota; Metazoa; Chordata; Cladistia; Polypteriformes; Polypteridae
Gene: rhbdd2
Product: rhomboid domain containing 2
Exons: 4
Coding region: 744-1778 (344 amino acids)
Cellular component (GO): membrane
Molecular function (GO): serine-type endopeptidase activity
Source: RefSeq, a predicted model, not a curated record